This is a messenger RNA of Fraxinus pennsylvanica, 1491 nucleotides long. NCBI's taxonomy places the organism in Eukaryota, Viridiplantae, Streptophyta, Magnoliopsida, Lamiales, Oleaceae. The record is from the annotation of a GenBank genome assembly.
AUGGCGGUGGUUGAGUCUGAAAUCCAUCAAGUUCUUGUCAAAUUUCUUGAUGGUAAGCACAAAUUCUUAAAUUUCAAUACCCCUUCAAUCUCCAUUCCAACCCUCAAGCACCAGAUUCAGAGGAUUACUUCUAUUCCAUCCUAUCUUCAACUUCUCCUAUCCCACAACUCUCGCGUCCUCCAUGACCACCAAACCCUAGAUUUCAAUUUGGGUUCUUACAAGAAUACCCAAUUCCCCAAAACCCUAGAUUUUGAUAUCAAUUCCCAAUUGCCUCAAGAUCGAAAUUUUAAUGGGUCCCAUGAUACGGGUUUGCCCGGAAAGUCUUUGGAUGGGUCUCGGAAUUUUCCUGUUGUGGUGCAUUUGUUGUUGCGGCUCAGGGGUGGGAAAGGAGGGUUUGGGUCAUUGCUUAGAGGAGCGGCUACGAAGGCAGGACAGAAGAAGACGAACAAUUUUGAUGCUUGCAGGGAUAUGAGUGGGCGGAGACUGAGGCAUGUGAAUGCAGAGAAGAAACUGGAAGAGUGGAGGGCGGAGGCGGAUGAGAGGAAGCUGGAGAAAAUGGCUGAGGAUUAUAUCAAGAAGAAGGCCAAAGAGGUGGUGAAAAAGGGUUAUAAUAGAAAGGGAGAGAGCUCAGAGAAGUAUGUGGCAAAGUAUAGGGAGGAUUCGGCUAAGUGUAUGGAGGAAGUCGAGAGGUCCGUUAGGGAGUCGAUUAAAGGGUUGGUGAGCCUGAAGAGAAAGAACGCGGUGGAAGCAAGUAAAUCUGAUUCCAAGCGGUUGAAGAUAUGGCUGGGAAAGAAGAAAUUGGAGGACAGUGACAGUGAGGACAUGGAUGAGGAUGAUGAUUAUGACAGCAAAGAAGAGGAGAAUGAGCAAUCCGUUGUUAUAGAUAAUGGGAAUCAUUCAGAUUCCAGUAAGGAAGCAGAGAGAAGUUCAGAUUCAGUUACUGGAGGGAAACCUGAUGCUGAUAAAAGUUAUUCUGGCGUUGGCUCUGAGGAAGAGGAUACAGUUGCGGAAGAGUCUUCAAAAUCUGGUAGAGGUCUGGAUGCUUGCACGAAUAACAGUGAUGGGGAACAUAAGAAUGAACCUGAAGUGGAGAUUCUUGAGGAAAGUGCAGAUCUAAAUGCAGUUGAAAAAGAAGUGCCUGAAGAAUCUCACUCCCACAAAGUGGAUGAACUCGCCUUUCAGCUUCCAGGUGUCUCCAGCUCCGAGGAAGAAGGAGCUUCUGCUAUAGAAGGGAGCAAGAUUACUGAUUCUGAACCAGUUCACGAAGAAUCGGUGUCUAGAAGUUUAAAAGAUUCUGAUGAGCUGCUGAACUUAAAUGGAUUUAAUUCAGCAGCAGAGUUGGAGGUACUUGGCUUGGAGAGGUUAAAAUUGGAGCUUCAAGCACGUGGAUUGAAAUGUGGUGGUACUUUGCAAGAACGCGCUGGAAGGCUUUUUCUGCUCAAAACUACGCCUUUGGAGAUGCUACCAAAGAAGUUGUUUGCAAAGAAAUGA